Kalmanozyma brasiliensis GHG001 is the source of this 2088-nucleotide messenger RNA. RefSeq names its product AMP-dependent synthetase/ligase. The record is from RefSeq and is a predicted model, not a curated record. Gene Ontology annotation, molecular function: long-chain fatty acid-CoA ligase activity. The transcript has a single exon. Lineage: Eukaryota; Fungi; Basidiomycota; Ustilaginomycetes; Ustilaginales. Bases 1 to 2088 code for a protein of 695 amino acids. Gene Ontology annotation, biological process: long-chain fatty acid metabolic process. Gene Ontology annotation, cellular component: membrane; endoplasmic reticulum.
AUGACGACCGACUUGCCCCCAGAGAUCCCCUUCCCCCUCGAGAAGCAGAUGCUUCCCGUGCCCGGCACCAAACAGCCCGGAUUCUCGCCCAUCUACAAGAGCGCCGCUCAGCCCGAGUACAAGACCACUUGCACCGUCUACGAGACCCUCCUCCGUGGCAAGGACGAGCACCUCAAGUCAGAAGCCGCUGGCUGGAGGCCCUGGAACCCCGUCACCAAGAACUUUGAGAACCACUUUGAGUGGUACACCUACGAAGAGGUCGAGGAGGAGCGCACCGCCAUUGGCUCCGGUCUCGGCUACCUCGCCAAGUCUGGCCGUCUCGGUAGCGAUGUGGGACCCUCCGAGUGGACUGCUGGUCUCUGGGUGCUCAACCGUCCUGAGUUCAUGAUUGUCGACCUUGCCAACUUGGCCUACAACCGUCGCACCGUCUCUCUCUACGAGACUUACGACGCUGCCUCGGCUCAGUACAUCCUUUCGCACUCCGAGACGCGCAUUCUCUUCACCACCACCAACCACGUUGGUGUCACGCUCGCUGCCGCUCAGGCUGGCAAGCUUCCUCUCCUCAAGGCCAUUGUCAUCCUCGACAGCUUCCGUCCCAGCAAGGAGACCGUCAAGGCCGGUGUCGUUGACCCACAGCGCGAUGUCCUCGCCAAGGAGUGGGCCAAGGGCUGCGGAAUCGAGAUCUUCAACUGGUUCGAGAUCCUCGAGCUCGGUCGUGCCAACUUGGCCGCUCACACUCCUCCCAAGUACGACUCGAUCCACUCCUUCUGCUACACCUCGGGUACCACAGGCAACCCCAAGGGUGCCAUCAUCACCGCCGGCAUGGGUGGCUACGUCACCACUUCGAUGGCCUUCAUCAAGCGCGGCAGCUUCACCCUCAUCUCGUAUCUCCCCACUGCGCACAUCUACGCGCGUCUCUGCGAGAUCGCCGUGUUGCGCACCGGUGGUCGUGUCGGCUACUUUUGUGGUGACACGACUCGCCUCUUGGAGGACAUGGCAAUUCUCAAGCCCGACAUGUUCCCUUCGGUGCCGCGUGUGCUCAACCGCAUCGCCGCUUUGGUCCAGGCUCAGGCCGCUGCUCCCGGCCUCAAGGGUGCCCUCCUCCGCAAGGCCAUCGCUGCCAAGGUCGCCAACCACGACCGCGACGGCACCUUGACGCACGCCGUUUACGACCGACUCAUCUUCAAGAAGGUCCAGGCGGUGCUUGGUGGCAACGUCAAGUACAUUGUCUCCGGCUCGGCUCCCAUUCGUGGGGAUGUGCUCAAGCUGCUCCGUGUCUGCCUUGCCUGCGAUGUUCGCGAAGGGUACGGUCAGACCGAGAACUACGGCUUCUGCACCAUCAUGGCUGCCAACGACACGUCUCUCGGCUCGGUCGGUGCCAUCUACCCUGGAAUGGAGCUCAAGCUUCGCGACGUGCCCGACCUCGGCUACACUUCCGAGGACAAGCCCUUCCCUCGCGGCGAGCUUCUGGUCAAGUCGCAAUCGACCAUCCCGGGUUACUACAAGGACGAUGCCAAGACCAAGGAGACCAUCACCGAGGACGGCUUCCUGCACACGGGCGAUGUUGUCGCUAUUGACCAGUUCAACCGCGUCAAGAUUGUCGACCGUGUCAAGUCGCUGCUCAAGCUCUCGCAGGGCGAGUACGUUGCCAUUGACAACCUCUCCGAGUUUUACGGACAGAACCCGCUCGCUGCGCAACUCAUGGUGCACGGCGAUUCGCUGCGCGACUACCUCAUCGGCAUUUCCGUUCCGGAGCCCACGACGUUCGCACCGCUGGCGAGCAAGAUCCUCGGCCGCACCAUCGCCCCCGAAGACACGGCCGCGCUGUCCGAGGCAUGCAGCAACGAAAAAGUCAUCGCCGCUUACCUCGACCAGUACACCAAAAUCGCCAAGAACAACGGCCUCAAGGGCUACGAGUACAUCAAGGGCCUUCACCUCACCAUUGAGCCCUUCUCGGUCGAAAACGGCUUGCUCACCCCGACGUUCAAGGUCAAGAGGCACGAGGCGAGCAAGUACUUUGCUAGCCAGAUCGAGGCGCUCUACGAGAAGGGGCCGGUCAACAUCUCCAGUGGCCGACCUAAGCUCUAA